Patella vulgata (common limpet) is the source of this 2537-nucleotide messenger RNA. RefSeq lists its product as uncharacterized. NCBI's taxonomy places the organism in Eukaryota, Metazoa, Mollusca, Gastropoda, Patellidae. The record is from RefSeq and is a predicted model, not a curated record. The transcript has 5 exons. Bases 862 to 2160 code for a protein of 432 amino acids.
UUGUUUUCUUUGGCUGAUAAUCUGGAAUUCGUAUUCACUUUUCGUUUUAAAAAAGUACUAUUUUCGUAAGGAAUUUAUUUUGUAUGGUGGACAUUUGUAUGGAAGACUGUAACUGGAACAUAUAUUGAUGGUUUAAUCUUACCGAUAUCUUCUCUAUAAAUAUCAGAGCAUUCGCAGAAUUUUUAGUUGUGCAAAUUAUAUAUAAUGUUUAGACGAAAAACAAAGCAGGCUUUAGUUGAAUAUUCAUGUGUUAUUUUUUAGCUUUUUGGUAUGAAACGAAAUAUUAAUUGAAAUAAUGAAACUUUACGUAGUGUGUUUCUAAUUUUUUGUGAUAAUCUGGAAUUCGUUUUCACUCUUCGUUAAAAAAAAAGUACUAUUUUCGUAAGGAAUUUAUUUUGUAUGGUGGACAUUUGUAUGGAAGACUGUGACUGGAACAUAUAUUAAUGGUUUAAUCUUACCGAUAUCUUCUCUAUAAAUAUUAGAGCAUUCGCAGAAUUUUUAGUUGUGCCAAUUAUAUAUAAUGUUUAGACGAAAAACAAAGCAGACUUUAGUUGAAUAUUUAUGUGUUAUUUUUUAGCUUUUUGGUAUGGAACGAAAUAUUAAUUGGAACAAUGGAACUUUACGUAGUGUGUUUUUGAUUUUAAUAAAAGCGGGGUUGAAAAUAGGGGACUAUUGUCGUUAUAGUACGGAGAUAGGGUCAAGUUCCUAAGUUUUGGAAAACAAGCCAACAGAAGGAAUUUCUUCAGAUGACAGCAGGUGUUCCAGAAAGACUAAGCAAAUCCUACCCCAUGUAUGACAUCCGUCAUUAUCUAUAACUAAAUGUAGUGAUAAUCUGGGCAAAAUACCAAAUUCUGAAAAACUAUGAAAAUUAAAAUGAAGUUGAUGUUAAUAGCUUUCACAUUCACUGUGUUGGUUGUAGGGUUUCGGAAAUUUGAAGAAGAGUUUGGAUCAGUUAUUUAUAAAAGUUUGGUCAUUUUGGAUAAUUUGACCUCAAGAUUUCAGAUUCGGUUUGACGAAACACAGGAUUAUCUCCCUUCAUUUGUUAUAAUACCUGGAGUAAAUCUAUUCGUUUAUUCUGCUGUGGUGGAUGUACCAGCAUCUGAUGACCAGAUACUGGAUGUUCGGAUAGCCGUAUGGGAUGCUUCUGACGUAACGGACUUCGCAUGCUGUUUUACGUCUUCCGGAAGUGCAAAAGUUUUCUCUACCAGAAGUCAAAUGAAGAGUUAUUACAGAUUACCAAUGAUGACUUACUACGCUCGGCAGUACAGCUGCAUUGUUUCAAAAUCUAUUAACCCCAUUGAAGUGUUUUUCUCAGCAACGAGUUGUGAUAUCCUUCCUUCGAAAAACGUCCCAGUUGUAUUUCCGGAAAUUUCCCGGGAAGAUACUGCUUUCUGCAUUAAGGUGGCUUUUGGGUUUGUUGAACCAGAACAUAUUGUGGAGUUCUUUGAAAUUCAUCGAAUAUUAGGUGUAAAGAAGUUUUUAAUCCACAAUUUAAACUUUGACAAGGAUUCUUUAAACGUGUUAAAACAUUAUGAACAAGCUGGUUUUCUGGAAAUUGUGCCGAUUGAUUUUCCUGGAAGCACAAGCGAAAGACAGAAAAAGAUACGGUAUAAACUGCCUCUACUAGCUGAUGCACAGGUAGCUGUUUAUGAUUGUAUAGAAAGAUUGUCUGGGUACCAGUUUGUGGGAAUUAUCGAUUUUGAUGAAAUCUUAUUACCGUCCAACAAAUACAAAAAUAUACCACAUCUUUUAAAGUACUGGUCAAAUUUAUACAGCAAUGCAGCCAGUUUUACUUUUGGUGUAGAGAAUUUUAUGUCGAACUGGAACGAAAGUAACGUCAAUUCCAGUCUCCAUUUUAUGCGAUAUAUUUAUAGAGACGUGGCUCUUUAUGAUCGACCUAAAUGUGUUCAUAUACCAGGUCGAGUCAGCUUUGUAUGGACCCAUGAUGCGCUUCCUUUGCCCACCUACAAAAAAUACAGGAUUCCAUUUAACGCGGGAAUAAUUCACCAUUAUAGAAAAUGUCGGCGACACAUAUCAGAGGAUAAAUGUCUCAAUAGAAUACUUCGAUAUAAAGACGAAGAUCUUCUUCCAAUGGAGCACCAACUUUCGACAGCCGUAAAAACAGUUUUGAGAGAUCUGGAUAUAGCCGAGUCUUUUUAAAAUUAGAUUACAAUUUCAUUUCGUUUCUGUUCUUUUGAUUUUUACACUUUGUAAUCUAAUCAACUUUCUAACAUUUAUAUAAGGCAAUUGCGUUGCAAACGAUUAUAACCAUUGAGUCGCUCUAAACUAUUCUAUUCCCUGAACCUCAUGUGUGCUUUUGAGCAAGAGGUUGCCACAUGUUGCUCCAUCUGUGGUAGAAAGCGUUCUACCCAACGAAAAUUUGGGAAAAAGUUAGAGUCGGUCUAAGAGACGAGAAUUAACAUUAAAGUCAAUGGGGAAAUCAUUUUGAUCUGUGGCCAACUGUUUCAAGGGAAGUGGUAUUAAAUCAAUUCAAAUUGUUUCUUUUGUGGACGACAAAACAAACCAGUAAUAUAAUU